AUGCAUCGCUUGGAGACUAAAAUAAAUUGCCCAAAAAACAUUUCUUCGUCUAAAAAACUAGUUUUUUCCCCAUAUUCCAAUGUGGCCGGUGGCAGUAAAAGCUUACGGUUAAAGUGUUUGUAAGUUGUACUUUCAAUGUUGUUGUCUAUUGGGUUAAAAUCUUCCCUUAUGAUCUUGUUUAUGACCACGCACACGGAUAAAACUAAAGAUCGAGUAUUGGUCUCUUGGUCCGUUAUUUCAGCCGGUCCUCUCGUUAUUAUAUUCCCGCACGAUUAAUAAUGGGUUCUACCAUCAUUUCUGUGUGAACACAUGACUUUUUUGACCUUUGAAAUUUGAUAUUAUACUAGAAGAAAGUUUCAGAUUAAACAUGACGGAAGCCCCAUCCGACACUGCCAAUCAUCAGCGAUUGGAUGAGAUGCUCCUGCAUCUCACUCCUAUUGGUGCUGUGAUUCCAUAUUCGAUCUGCUUCGAUUCGGAGGGCAGUCUUUGGGUGGCUUCCAAGGGUGGGAUCUUCAAGAUUAAUAAGGACACCAAAGCGGUGUUAUGGGAGAAAAGGAACGAGUUUCCUAAGAAGAUGAUGGCUUUUUGUCAGAUUCAUGCUUUCCAGGACAAGGUACGUAUUUUGGACAUAUUUUUUACUGAAUUUAGGUAAUCCACAUCCAAACUGGCGAAGGUGAUCUGACCGAGUUCCGGAUCCUAAACCUUGAUGGAUCAGUUGAAACAGAGAGUUUUAUCGAUGGAAAAGUCCAAAGCUUUGUGAUCAACACGAAAGGAGACAUGUUCUUGACGAAACAGCCUGUUGCCGGAGAUGAGUUCUUGAUAUAUAAAACAACAUUCGACUGUCCUAUUGGAUGGAAUGAUUUUUGCUCGGCCUACGACUACUGCUUUCAAGCACUAUGCCUAUUAGACGACGAUACUCUGGUUGCAGCGACAACGACUGUCCCUAUCAACAUCUGUUCAAAGUAAUAUGUUACACAUGAUGUUAAUUUGAAUUUUUUUCGGAUUUUUUGUUUAUGCCUCAAAUUUCAUGGAUUUUUUUUGUUGAUUCUUAAUUUUCCAGGCAAACGCUCAAGAUUAUCGAUGCGAAUUCAGGGAAGAUUCUUCAAAGCUUUAGUGAGGCGGGCAAAUCUGAUGGCCAGAUCUUUUUCCCAAGAUCCAUUCAAAGGUAAGUCAUUUUCUUUUGAAUUUGUUCUGUCCAUAGAGCCAGCGAAACUGAAGAUAUUGUAGUUAUAACAACGAAGUCCUAGUCAUGGAUAAAACCGGAAGAUUUCAACGAUUCAACAAGGAAGGUAAAUUCCUGGGUAUCGGUGCAGAAAUUGAUUCAUAUCUCGGUAAUGGAUUCAUCGUACAAGGUGAUGAAGCGAUCGUUGUGUGCUCAGGAAUAGUCCUCGCACCUGACGGAGAGACGGUCUGUGAUGAUUGGCUUGAAGCCGUCAAAUUGGACGGAUCAAAAUGGAAAACAACCGGAAAGCCUCAAUGA
Molecule: messenger RNA, 1480 nt
Organism: Bursaphelenchus xylophilus (pine wood nematode)
Lineage: Eukaryota; Metazoa; Nematoda; Chromadorea; Rhabditida; Aphelenchoididae
Source: the annotation of a GenBank genome assembly